This is a messenger RNA of Leishmania major strain Friedlin, 1167 nucleotides long. RefSeq lists its product as hypothetical. NCBI's taxonomy places the organism in Eukaryota, Euglenozoa, Kinetoplastea, Trypanosomatida, Trypanosomatidae. The coding region runs from base 1 to 1167 and encodes 388 amino acids. The transcript has a single exon. The record is from RefSeq and is a predicted model, not a curated record.
AUGCUGAAGGACUACUACGCUAUUCUCGAUGUGCUGCCCCGCGCCUCCGGCGAGGAGAUUCGCCGCGCCUUCAAGCGUCUGGCGCUCCAGUUCCAUCCGGACAAGACGGGCGGUGGCGCGGCGACAGAGGUGACCUCCACAGUAGACGCUGACAAGCACCGCGUUGCCACAAAGAGAGAUGAGCAUGCAUCAGCCAACGCAGGCGUUGCGCACUCAAAUGCAGCGGGGGCCUCGUGCCAUCCACUCUCGAGGGACUUCACAGACAUUCAAGAGGCCUACGAAGUCUUGGGUGACGUUGCGCGGCGCUAUCUGUAUGACAUGAACUACCAAGAGCUGUUGGCCGCACAGCAGCAACGUCAGCAGGAAGAGCAAAAGCGCUGCGUCGCCCACGCACGGGCUGUGGCGGAGGCAGCUCGGCAGGCCCGCGAGCGUGAGCGCUUGCAACAGCAGCAGCAACAGAGCCCUCAACCGCGCAACAUCAACACAUUUCCCACGCUGGAAUCCAGCAUCGCCGCCGGGGGCUUUGGCACCCAUGCCCCUGGCCCCUCUCCUCCUCAGCACGCCGCACACCCUAGUCUCGGGCGAUUAGCGGAGGAAACCGGUAUCGCUUCGCCUACCCUGUCACCCGACGAUGCGCCUCAGCGCAGGCGACCGUUUCAGAACCUGGCGCCAGCUGAGAAAGAGAAGGACGGAGACUGCUCGCUAAGAGAUCUUGAGUGCGACUCGAGUGGUGGCGGUGGGCUGUCGCAGGCUCGUUGCUGUUUCACCGCACCGACCCGACCACGCGAGGUCGGUAGCCGCCCCAGGGAGUGCCGAGCAAAAAGACAAGAGUGCGAGCGUGAUACGAACGAGCGUCUCACUUCGAGCCAGACGCAGAGACGCCUCAGCUGUGCCGACACCAAGCGCGCACGACAGCACAUGGCAGCAGCCGCGCCGGCUAUAUUUGUGCUGUCGAGUUCCGUGCCGUUCAGUUGGGGUAAGACGGCCGCGCAGACGUGCCCGUCUGUAGUCGAGCCCUGCGGUUCACGUGGGAGGCGGUGGCACCGUCACACUGCGCCGCGCAACGGCGGGGAGACUGAAGAGCCCGAGCUACCAAUGGAGUACUACUAUCAGCGCUCUAUCGAACGGACUCUGCGCGUGUUCUUCAGCGUGCCUCAUGCAGAGUGA